GGAUCAGCUCAAACAGGGCAUUCGGAAAUUCAUCGAGCGCCUGCUGCAUGUGAUCACGACAAGAGCGAUCGGGGGAAGAAGUCGGAAUCAACGCGUUGCUUCGCUUUCCCGAGCCUCGACGAGCGUGCCCUUCCUGGAGUCCUGGCAUGGUGGUAGGCUGCUCACUGCUGAGCGCUCAGAGGAAUUGACUCAAGGGCUUGCGGUAGGGAGCCAAUCAUGGGCAAUACACGUCCGCACAGUACCUCCUACAGAUGGAACUGGCUUCUGCAGCACAGGCAGACACAGACUUUGCGACCAUGUCCAAUAACCUCCGAGAAGAUUCGAUAUCGGACUACGCGCCGCCGCAAGAAAGCCACAUGGCCGUAAAGUCAAAGCCCACACGAGUCAGGACCGUGGAGUCCACCCCACGUUGCCACCUCGCACUGUCACAGCAAGGCAGAGCAGAGCAAAUGCCCAUUCUGUGAUUAUGCAUGAGCAAUGACUCGACAUGUGUGCCGGCUUCAAUACGAAUAUCAAGAUUUAGAGGGCACCUUCGCUACCGACAGCGAGAGCAGUACCCCAACAAGAAACAUUACGGUACCUACCUAUCACGGCGUACUGUAACCA
Messenger RNA from Sphaerulina musiva SO2202, 606 nucleotides. RefSeq lists its product as uncharacterized. The record is from RefSeq and is a predicted model, not a curated record. The transcript has a single exon. Lineage: Eukaryota; Fungi; Ascomycota; Dothideomycetes; Mycosphaerellales; Mycosphaerellaceae. The annotation marks the transcript as partial.